Paraphaeosphaeria sporulosa is the source of this 1830-nucleotide messenger RNA. RefSeq lists its product as uncharacterized. Bases 425 to 1726 code for a protein of 433 amino acids. The transcript has 3 exons. The record is from RefSeq and is a predicted model, not a curated record. Gene Ontology annotation, cellular component: nucleus. Gene Ontology annotation, molecular function: inositol-1,3,4,5,6-pentakisphosphate 2-kinase activity; ATP binding. Gene Ontology annotation, biological process: inositol phosphate biosynthetic process. NCBI's taxonomy places the organism in Eukaryota, Fungi, Ascomycota, Dothideomycetes, Pleosporales, Didymosphaeriaceae.
GUAGCGAAGUGCGCCGCCACGAAAACGAGCCAGCUCGUACCGUUAACCUUUAAAGGCCGGGCCCCCGAAAAGAUGGGCGACGGUAUUUGUUGCCUGUAUCCGUCGCGAGUUUUGAGUGGCAAGGAACCUCACAGACGCAUUCUUGAGACUGCACGCAACACGUUCUUGGAGGACGCGCGCACCAACCAUCCAUGGUACCAGCGCGACACAGAACUCGACGUUGGGAGGUGCGGUGCGCUGUAUGAUAGACGGAGUACCGAGGCAGGAACGUAUUAGUGAAUCGUGCCUUACGGCUGCGGAGCCUUCAACAAAUCGAGUUGACCCUCUGGAACCCUGGUGUCUACACACCUCUUCCGCUAUCACAGAUUACCACGAAGGAAAAUAUUCGUUUCGCAUUCGUUAAUUAUACGCUGCAUCGUUGAACAUGGAUUUCGAGGGUCCCCGACCAAGCCUAUCCGAGGAGGAAAACUCAGACGCAAAGAGCGAGGCAGCGCAAGAGUCUCAUGCAGCUUCGCCAGUAUCUUACGAACCUAAAAUUCGCUGCCGCCUGACCAGAGACCAAAUUACCAGUGAGAGUUCAAACAGCGUUCGCUUCGAAUUCCUCGCAGAGGGUGCCGCCAAUACCGUCUUUCGGGUGGUCCCGUAUUCAUUACAAGAUGGCAAGGAAUCAUUCGUCUUUGAGGAUGACCAGGGCAACAUACUGGCGAAAGAAAAGCUUGCUAAGAACGUCCUCCGAAUGAGCAAAGGCAAACCCAAGACGCUGAAGUACAAGGAAAUCAUGGAGGGCUUCGAGACAGUAGUCAAGCCAUUGUUUCGCAAGACCGAGCCAUCGGAGGAAGGAGCCUCAAGCCGCAGCACUGCCAUCAAGCUUUCGAUCAAUGAGUCUUUCGAGGAAUUCAUCAUGGAUCACGAAGGGGUCGCGAUAACACCCGAAGCCAUUAAAGCACUGCUUGCCGAGAUGCACACGCAUUGCCCCGACAACAGGCAUAUAGAAUCUCAUCACCUAGAGGAGAGGGGCAUCCUGCUGCCAGACAUGUCCUCGGUGCUUGGUUCGGUCACCACCAUCGAGAUUAAGCCCAAGUGGCUACUUCAAUCACCAAACGCACCCCGAGACGCAUAUCUUUGCCGAACUUGCGCGCUCCAGGCCUCGAGGCAAUCCAAGAAAGCCAUCAAAAAAACCUGGAUAUGUCCGCUGGCCCUUGUGGCCGGAAACAAAGCUGCAAUCGAGCCAUACAUACGUCACAGAUCGCUUUCUACGAUGGCGGAGAAACCCGGCCAUCACGUCCUGCACAGACCCUCGAGGGACGAAGAAGCUUUAAAUCAACACUUGGAGGACGAAGUAGAAGCCGUCGUCCAACGCGCGGUCCCAUAUCUCACCACCGGCCCCGGCCACCACAUCCUCCAGCACAUCCGCUACCUCCAAGGCCAACUUGACCCGGCAGGUGUGCUCUCUUGUCCUUUAUCAUCCACUGAGGAGGACCGCCUCCGCCUUGCCAUGACGCUGAGGGACUGCUCGCUGUUCAUCCGCAUCCCGUGGGCCGACCCGAAUGCGCCGAUCGAAGCGAAACUCGGCGAUUUAGAUUUCAAGUCGCGGGGCAAGAAGCAGGAUUGGUCGAUGAAGGAGGAGGGACUGUUGCAUGGGGGGUGGUAUGUGGAUCUGGAGAGCCGAAUGGACGAGUGCUGGAUUGCGCAGGGCUGGAAGAAGUAUGCGCCGCAUUAUUUCUGAGAUUUAGUAUCAUGGGAGAGGAUACGGUGGCGUGUCUAGGCGCGUUUAAUUUGCUGGGGAUAUAUCCAUACGUCGUUAGGUUCCGUAAUGUAGUAAUUAAUGCA